GCUCGGUCAGGUCAGUCCAGUCCGGCGGUCACUCGAGAUCCCAUUGGCGCGACGACGGCGGGCACGGAGAGGGGGCUAUCUAUAACAAACGCUGUUUUUGGCCUCCCGAUUCCCGCUGCGCCUCCGCCCACUCCCAUCGCGCACAUCCCCGAUUGAACAGCAGAACUGAGAAGAAGCCCGGGUCGAAAUAAGAAGCGCUGCACGCCCAAACCCUCGUGCCCACAAUUCGGUCCUGGAUCCACACCUUCUCAAGCCCUUAAAGCCCGGGGCCGCUCCUGCGCACAUAUACUUAGCGCACACGCCCCCCCCCCUCCUCUCCCGUGGCUUCCGCUCCGUGGCCUCGUGUGCCUGUCCCGCGCAAAGCCAAUACGGUCGUCGUCGCAUUGUCCGCGCUUACCCAGCACAUCGUAUAAAACCACGAUCUACCCUCGGUCCGAAGCCAUCUACAACCUCCUCCCACCGACGACAUCGUCUUCUCUGACCUCAUCGUCAUCAAUGUCCUCCUACACCACGUCUUACCCUGCGUCCCCCUCCCCGUCGCCCUUCGCCGCCGCCUCGGCGCCCUCCCCGCCCUUCUCGCCCUCCAGCACCCCGCCACCCACCGGCGACCGCUUCGCCUUCGCCCGCGUCAAAGGCACCGUCUGCCUCGUCCAACUACCCGACGACGCCUCGCUCCUCUCCCCGCUCACCCCGCCCUCCCUCUCGCUCUUCCGCCACGAAUUCGGCACCAUCUUCCGCUUCGCCGCGUCCCGCGCCGUGCACCCGUCCGAGCUGCGCGUGCUCGAGCCCGUCCCCGCCGACCUCGUCCGGUACGAGCCCGACUCGGGCCAGGCCUUCCUCGCCCGCGGCUGCGUCGCGCGCCUCGCCAAGCUCACCAUGGCGAACAACAACGUCGAGCAGCAGCAGCAGUACGCUUACGCCGGGCAGAGGAGGGGGAGCGCGGCCGCGGGCGGCAGCGGUCGACGCGUGAGCCGGUAUUCGACCUCGACGCGGUCGUGAGAAGAGGAGGGGGGGGGGGCAGGCCGGAAGGGGGAGCAAUGCUACGUGCGCGUGUACACACACACGCCUCCCACUUCUGGGCAUAUACGCUCGCUGUUCCCCCGGCAGCCUCCGUCUCUUCACAAUAGCAUCUUCUCUCUUUCCUCUCUCGCCACGAUCUCCACGACUUCCAUUCUCUCUCUCCACCUUGCCCCGUCCUCGUGUUAAUUUUUUACCAACCGUUCGGAUAUCCUGCCCCUCCCCUCCCCAAACACGUUCAUGGCGCGGCACAGCACUGUACACUACCCAUUCAAGCAUUUCGAUCUUCAUCAUUAUCGUGUACAUAAGUUAGAGUGUAUCGUUAUAAUCGAUUCUCCUAUAUAUCA
This is a messenger RNA of Punctularia strigosozonata HHB-11173 SS5, 1364 nucleotides long. RefSeq lists its product as uncharacterized. The record is from RefSeq and is a predicted model, not a curated record. The coding region runs from base 496 to 999 and encodes 167 amino acids. The transcript has 2 exons. NCBI's taxonomy places the organism in Eukaryota, Fungi, Basidiomycota, Agaricomycetes, Corticiales, Punctulariaceae.